Messenger RNA from Oikopleura dioica, 702 nucleotides. The record is from the annotation of a GenBank genome assembly. Lineage: Eukaryota; Metazoa; Chordata; Appendicularia; Copelata; Oikopleuridae.
AUGACAGAAAAUGAAAAUGCACAGGAAGAGGAUGUCUCAGAUACUGUGCCUCCACGUCGAAAUUGUUGCGUAAUAAUAACCGAAACAGCUGCUUUCCGUCGUUCGCAAACUUGGUGGCUUCAGUGGCGCAGUUACAUUUCCAAGUUCAUUUUGUGGGGCGGAAUCGUCGGCAUCUGCAUCGGCUACGGUUUCUUGUGGGACAAGUGCGCAGCUCCAUCGACCGGCAGUGCGCACAAGGAGUGCUGGACGACUCCCUACACGGCAGAGUGUUUUCCUUGCGGAGUGUGGAUCGCGCGCUGGCUCGGUCUUCUUUUCCUCUUGACGCUGAUCUUUUGCUACAUGUUCUAUUCGGUCAUAAAGAGCUGCAACUGCUUGCUCUACGGAUGCUGGCCCUUCAUUCCAGUGACGCCGACGCCGGAAAUAGAAGCGCGCGCCUCCAACAACCAAAUCUACCCGAUGGAAGAGGAGUGGCAGAACCCGUCGCACUGGGGACUCGACCUUCCGAGCUACGACGACGCGCUCGAAAUGCCCAAAGUCGACGAAGACACGUUUGAUGCUUCAAGAGGAGGAGUGGAGAACAGAGCUUACGACCAGUCGAGUUUAGGCCCGCCGCCAGAAUACGAAGCGCCAGAGCCAUCUGCUCCUCCGAUUUAUCAAACGAAUGAAGAGACGGCGGAUUCCUCGGGGAGCUGGAACACGUGA